CUGAGACAUACAAAGUAAAACAACCAUUAAAAGCAUAGGUGAGACAGAAACAGUGGUAAAGUAAAAGCAAUCCAAACCGCAUCAAGUUCCUCUUUCUUUUUGUUUGUGGGUUUUUUUUUUCUAUACACAAAAAAUAAAAGUGAAACUUUACUCAUUAUUCUGGCCCGAGUAAAGUCUGAGUUGAAUGGUUCCCUUGAUGCUUGACACCAGAGCUUUCACUCAAUCAUUUUAGGCACCCGUGGGCUUAGAAAUAAGAGAUAAGAAAUGGGUUUUCAGGGGAGAUACCAGGUUACACAUAACACAUCAGUUUUUCUUUAGCUGAGGUUUUUAGUGUUUGGAAGUUUUCAAGAUUCUCUAUGUUGGGUGUAAGAAAAGGUUUGUAUAUUCUUUUGCAACUUUACCUCUAGGGGGUUUGCGUCCUAUUUUCUUAAAACAAUGCAUUGAGUUCUCGCUGAAAAUGGCUGAAAUUAGAUUUCCUAGGGUAGAGGAAGGCCAAACCAAGAUUAGAAAUGUCCCAAUUGCUGUAACCCCUGAAGGUUUUUGGUGUUGUCCAUCUCCUGUUGUGUUCCAAAAGACUCUCAAAUCUCAAAAUCCUCUAAACAAACCCAAAUCCUCCUCACCACUACCCAAGACUACUGUUCAGAAGAAGCAGAUCCCGCUAACUGAAAAGAAGCUAAUGACCACCCCAAUAAGGUCAGCAGUUAACUUUGAUGAUCAAAGAACUUUUACCCCAGAUAACCCUGGUAUUAGUACACCAAUUGUUCCUGAGAGGACGCCUAGGCCUAAGGUGGAACAUGUGCCUAGGAAGGUGGCAAUUGAGUUUGGUGAACCGGGAACCAGUGAUAUGAAGGUGAUUCUACUUGGAAAGCAAGGGUUUUGUGUGAAAUUGAGUGUCCACAAGAAAGUUCUACUGGAGCAUAGCAGUUUUUUCACUGAUAAACUUUCUGAACAAGAGUCUGGUUUGUCUUGCCUUGAAAUGGAUGACUGCGAGGAUGUUGAAAUUUAUGUUGAAACUGUGGGACUGAUGUACUGCAAAGAAAUGAAGCAGCGAUUAAUCAAACAAAGUGUUUCACGUGUGCUCCGCAUUCUCAAGGUCGCUGAACUACUUGGAUUUAGCUCAUGUAUGCACGCGUGCUUGGAAUACUUGGAAGCAGUUCCUUGGGUUGGCGAAGAGGAAGAAGAAAAGGUGGUCUCUUCAGUUUUGCGCCUCCAGGGUGAACGUAUUGGGGUCACGCCAUUAUUAAAACGCAUAUCUUCUGGUGUCUCUAAUCCCCCAAAUGACACAAUUUCACACAUAAUGGAACUUGUUCUUAAAAGCAAUGAGGAGAGAGGCCGGCGUGAAAUGAAAUCCAUAGUAUUGAAGCUUCUGAGGGAGAAUAAUAGUCUGCCAAGUUAUACCUGUUCAGCUGACAUCUGCAGUGAAACUGUUUAUACAUCUUGCAGAAGCUGCUUGGAUUCACUUUUGUCUCUGUUCAAGCGAGCAGUUGAACCAGAGUUCACUGAUAAUCCCAUAGACAGCAAAGAACCUGUGGUGAAGCAAAUAGCUUUGGAGGCUGAUAAUCUCUUGUGGUUGCUUGAAAUUUUGGCUGACAGGCAAGCAGCAGAUGAAUUUGCAUUAAUGUGGGCUUGCCAGCAAGAGUUAGCAACAUUACAUUCAAAGCUGCACAUUGUGUCUCGUUACCAUGUUAGCUGCAUUACAGCUAGGCUAUUUGUUGGAAUUGGAAAAGGGGAGUUGCUACCUGUGAAGGACAUUCGUCAGUUGUUGCUAAAAACCUGGUUGCAACCAUUGAUCAAUGACUACAGCUGGUUGCAACAUGGCUGUAGGUCAUUUGAUCGGAAAGUUGUGGAGGAAGGUAUCAGUAGGACAAUCCUCACAUUGCCUCUAGAGGAUCAGCAGAGCAUUCUGCUUGCUUGGCUGGGCAGUUUUCUUAAGGCUGGUGACAAUUGCCCAAAUCUUCGGAGGGCAUUCGAGGUCUGGUGGCGCAGAACUUUCAUUAGACCUUAUGCAGAUGCCCAAGGCAAUGUACUCCAGUCAGAUAGCUCAAUGACAUCAAAGCAGUAGACUCAAGAGAUAACAAUACAGUUUAUUAAAAAGCAGUGACAUUGGAGUAUAAUGUCUCUUCUCAUGCUUCAUGCCCAGAAUCAUGCAUUCUUCCUUUUGUGUCCUACACCACAUGCUUCCAUGUUUCUUCGUCGGUUAGCAAAGUAAAUCACUAGGCAUGCAGCAGUAGCUUGGUUUAAGACAUGCCCCAUCCCUGUGUUGUAGCUGCUAGCCUGCCACUACUAAAGAGUUGUUAUGAUUACAGCUUUUUCCUGUUGAAUAUGUUGAUCCCUUGAUCAUAUUCUAGGUUACCAAUCUCUUUACUGAAGCAUGGGGUUCCACUCAAUCUCUUGCAAGCAAGUUGUAUAUAAAAAAAAUCCAUUAUAUUAGGUGACGUCUCCGAGUAUGAUCAAGAAAAUGUUAGAAUUCCACAGAUAAAAUAGUUUAAGAAAGGUGGAGAGAUUCCAUGGAUAUUCUAGCCAGUCCAGCAUCUUUUAUAUAUGCAUGCAAUUCAAGCAACUGUUUCUGUAAAAAAAAAAAAAGCAUAGCUUUGAAUCUCCUUGCCUGCAAGUUUUUACCACACAAUCAUCGGUUAAAAGCCAGAAGGAAAUGCAAGUGGAAUCGAAUACAUUGAAGGAAAGAGACAGAUCAUCCCAAUUUCUUCAAUGAGUACUCCACAGGUUUUAAUACCACAGAAUUGACAUCUAAUCAGGUGAAGAGUGAUUUUAACAAAACAAAUUUUCAAUCAGGAAAGCAAAUUUGCAUCUAUUCUAUCAUUUAUGAUUGUUCAUUCAGCUGUCAGUUUCUAAUUGGAUACAGGUAAGUCAUUUUACAGAUUUUAUUGUAUGUCCUAUAUAUAAUUUGACCAGCUCUACGUACAAUAAAGUAAAGAUCAACACUUAACAAAUGGAUG
This is a messenger RNA of Durio zibethinus, 2954 nucleotides long. Its product is annotated as BTB/POZ domain-containing protein At3g50780-like. NCBI's taxonomy places the organism in Eukaryota, Viridiplantae, Streptophyta, Magnoliopsida, Malvales, Malvaceae. The record is from RefSeq and is a predicted model, not a curated record. Gene Ontology annotation, molecular function: protein binding.